Messenger RNA from Arctia plantaginis, 426 nucleotides. Lineage: Eukaryota; Metazoa; Arthropoda; Insecta; Lepidoptera; Erebidae. The record is from the annotation of a GenBank genome assembly.
AUGGCGGACUUAAAGUCACCGCCUUUUAGUGAUAUUAAAAGACCUGAAGAAGUGGUAAGGAUGACGACGAACGAUAGCCUGAAAUUCGCAGUUCUUAUCGGGCUCAUUGAAGUCGGACAAGUCACCAACAGGGAGCUGGUGAACACCGUCCUGCAUCUGGAUCUCGACUCGACUAGCAGGCAGCGGCCGGCGAGUCUCAAGUUUGUUUUGAUGUUUUGCUGGCCCAGUACUUUCACUGUACUGACUGUCUACAAAAGACAUCUUCUGACCAGUUUAUUAAGAGCUUGCCUCCGUGCUGUUGAUAAACGUGUAAGGAUUUACAAUGCUGUUGAUGCGUUCAAUAAUGACGUGUUUUACCUUGAAGUUGACAAACUGAGCGCUAACUUAACUACUAAAUAUGAUAGAACUAUGAUAGAAAAAUGCUAA